Paramuricea clavata is the source of this 712-nucleotide messenger RNA. Lineage: Eukaryota; Metazoa; Cnidaria; Anthozoa; Malacalcyonacea; Plexauridae. The record is from the annotation of a GenBank genome assembly.
AUGGCAUGGAAUAGGAAUUCUUUGAAAGGUCUAUCCGAGCGCAGAUCUACUAAAUCAAGAUCUAAUAAAUCACCGACUGACGGGGACAUGGAGGAAAAUAUUGGAAAGAUCGCAACCUUAAAACCCAAAGACUGGAAAAAGGUCUCUGUGAAGCAUAGAGAGAAGCUUGAACUGCUUUCAAAAUCCUGGAGCAUUGGAAACCUAAUUGCUAAUCCGGAAUUGAUAACAGUAAUAAGUAAUAACGGCGUAUGUUUUAAAAAAGAGUUCUCAAUAGGCAAAGGCAGUUCUGGCACGGAUGUGUAUGUUUGCUUGGGAUCUGACGGGAUAGAACGAGCGAUAAAACGUUUGCCAAAAGUCUUGUGUAAUUUAUUAAAGAAUGAACGAGAUAUCUUGAGGUCUCGGAAUGCAGUCGCGUCGCCACGAGUUGUAAAUUAUUGGUUUUACGAUGAUACUUCUAGCCCUAACCACGCUUAUAUGAUUUUGAAUUUGUAUGAACAAAAUCUUGAAGAAUUCGUCAAGGAGGAAGAUAAAAAGAUAACAGAAUCUCGUGCUAGAAAGAUGAUACGUCAAGUGUUGGAAGGGCUGAAAGCAUUACAUUCUAGAGAGCCUAGAAUUUUACACAGAGACUUGAAGCCGACCAAUAUACUUGUUGAUGUGAAUGGUGAUUUAGUGCUGUCGGAUUUUGGUAUUGGACGAUUUUUCCCGGGACCAG